CAGUACCACUUCCGGUUCCCUCGCCAACAGCCAACGGACGCCCAACUCAGUCUGAAACUCAGCCUCUGCCAGCUGCCUGAUCGCCCACAAUGGGAUUUCCCAGAGGACCACGGCACCACAAACGCUGCCGCCGUCCACUUCGGGAACCACGUGUCGGCUCUACCUUACCCAUCAUGGUCACCGCGCCCCCACCACCUCCACUCCCGCCGCCCUCACAAGUGCGCCAGAACUACCACCCUGAAUGUGAGGCCGCUGUCAACGACCACAUCCACCUGCAGCUCUACGCCUCCUACGUGGCCCAGUCCAUGGCUUUCUACUUCGACCACGACGAGGUGGCGCUGAAGGGCUUCGCCCGCUACUUCCUGAAGCUCGCCCUGAUUGAGAGGGAUCAAGCUGAGAAAAUGGUGAGGAUGCAGAACCAGCGGGGAGGCCGCAUGGUCUUUCGCGACAUCCGUAAGCCUGAGCGCGACAGCUGGGAGGGCGGCCUCCAGGCCAUGGAGAAUGCCUUGUACCUGGCCAAGAGCAUCAACGAGAGCCUCCUGGAGCUGUAUGACCUGGGCGCUUUGAAGGGCGAUGCCCACCUCUGCUACUUCUUGAAGAUCAACUACCUGGACCAGCAAGUCCAAGUCAUUGAGGAGCUGGCAUGCCACCUGACCAACCUGCGCAGCUUGGGGGCCCCAGACGUCAACAUGGCGGAGUACCUCUUCGAUAAGCUCACCCUGGGCCAGGGCGACAAAGAGAACUGAGCAGACUGUCCCCACUGCCACGGGGUGACGCCCCCAGGACUGAUAGGUCCUUUGUGCCUUUUGCACAGUUACUUCAUUCCUUCAUUCAGUUUAAGCAUUGUUUACAAUAAAGUUUUGUGGUUCUUAAAGAAAUAAAUUUGUCUGGUUGAAUCAUAUACAAAUCCCUUAGCUAUAGAAAUAGGGCAAAUCCCCAGGCAGGUACAAAACUGGUGUCACUGAAUCUCCUUCACCCUUCCUUCCUCCCCUCCUAACAUGUCCCAUUUGCAUGUAACUUAGGAUCCCCACUGGUGGAGGGAAAAAAGGUUCCAUGGGCUCCUGGAGAACACACUGAUUUUCCUUUAUAAACUAGGUGGGUUUGUGGGGGCUGGGUGAGGUGGGUGAGGUGCUGUGUGUGGUCUGGGGCCACCAUGUCUCUGAAGUUGCAAAUGUAAACAUGGUGUUCUG
Messenger RNA from Oryctolagus cuniculus (rabbit), 1190 nucleotides. Lineage: Eukaryota; Metazoa; Chordata; Mammalia; Lagomorpha; Leporidae. The record is from RefSeq and is a predicted model, not a curated record.